Molecule: messenger RNA, 2592 nt
Organism: Diplodia corticola
Lineage: Eukaryota; Fungi; Ascomycota; Dothideomycetes; Botryosphaeriales; Botryosphaeriaceae
Product: zn 2cys6 transcription factor
Exons: 7
Coding region: 1-2592 (863 amino acids)
Biological process (GO): positive regulation of transcription by RNA polymerase II; DNA-templated transcription
Cellular component (GO): nucleus
Molecular function (GO): zinc ion binding; sequence-specific DNA binding; DNA-binding transcription factor activity, RNA polymerase II-specific
Source: RefSeq, a predicted model, not a curated record
AUGGCCGUUCGUCGACCGUCUUCGCCGGGGAUCGGCAUGGUCCCAUCCGACCCGUUGCAGAGCUCCACUGAACCGCAACAAGGAAUCAGUCGCAAUGGACGCCGCAGCCCGAGUGGGCAGUCUCCGGAUGACAGACCAGCCAAGCGGCGCAAGGACAUCAGCCACGUCCGGAGUCGAGUCAGCAGGGCAUGCGAUCGAUGCAAGUCACGCAAGACACGAUGCUCGGGCAAGUACCCGUGUACGCUCUGCUCCCAGCUCGGCCUCGCCUGCCAAUACGAGGCCGCCUACACGCGCGGCAGGCUACCCUCCAUCGAGCUCGAGACCGACAACCGUGUGCUGCAGAUGGCCACCGCCAUCCCGCCUCACCAAGACUACCACAUGCGGCGACACAGCUCCUCCGUCAUCCAGGACACCGCAAACAACGGCAACCACCUCGCCUCCCCUCGUCCCGAUGCCGAAGACGUCUCCGCCGCCGCCGCCGUCGCGGGGAUAAACAACACCACCACCACCAUCCCCAGCCCAGUCAGCAUCGAGCAUCCCGACCGCCUCGACGCCAGCGACCAGCCACGAGCCCCACACCAGCCCCAGCACUCCGCCCGCGCCACCUCGACCGCGCAAUCCUCACGCAACUCGCCGGAACCCAGCCAAUCCGACCAACAAGGCCACUACGUCGGCCCCGCCUCAGGCGCCUCCUUCCUGCUGCGGAUCCAGCGCAAGCUGCUGCGGCAGCAGAGCGGGCUCAUGCAGCAGUCGUGCAGCGGCGGUGCCGAGGCGUCCAGCAUCUUCACCUUCGGCGACCUGCCGCUGCCCGACGCCGACGACGUCGAGCACGGCUUCUUCGUGCUGCCGCCGCAAAAGGACGCCGAGUGGCUGCUGGCCCGCUACUUUGACUUCGCGUCCGCCACGCACAGGUUCUUGCAUCGCCCGACGGUCGAGGGCUGCUUGCGGGAGGUGUACGAGACGAAUGGCGCGAUGAGGGAGAAGGCGGCGGCGAGGAGUCGGCUGGCGUUGCUGUUUAUGGUGUUUGCGCAGGCGGGGAAUUAUCAGUGUCCCGGCAUGGCGGGGAGGGAGUAUUCGAGUGCGAGCUUCUUCUCUGCGGCCGAGCGCCAGCUUGUAGCGGAGAAGGGGGGGAUUCGUCUGACCAGCGUGCAGGCCCGGCUUGCGCAGUGCUUGUGGCUGCUGGGACAGUCGCGGAUCAAUCAUUGUUGGAGUCUGUUUGGGACGACGGCGCAUCUUGUGCUUGCUUUGGGUAUGCACAGGAAGCGGCGGAUGGACUCUGCACACAGCGUCGAUUACAUCGACCUGGAAUGCAGGAAGAGGACGUUCUGGUGCGCAUAUAACCUCGACACCUAUCUGAGCGCUGCUCUGGGACGGCCGCGGACGUUUCAUGAUGAAGACAUUGACCAGGAAUUUCCGACCUGUGUCAAUGAUUCAGAUCUGCACCAGCGACACAUGCACCCUUCGCCUGUCAAGUCACAGUCUUUGAUGUCCGGGUGUAUUGCGCACAUGAGGUUUUCACGAAUACUCGCAAACAUACUCCGCGACCUCUACGGCAUCCGACCGCCCUCAACCGAAGACCGCUAUCGCCUCGCCGCCAAGUACAACGACGAGCUCAACAGCUGGCGCGCCUCGGUCGCCUACCUCCUCGACACCGACGGCGUCGAUCCAUCCCUCUUCCUCCCCAUCUUCCUGCGUCAACGCAACGUCCUCAACCUCGCCUUCUGGCACGCCCAGAUCCUCGUCCACCGCCCCUUCCUCCUCAGCAACUUCGCCGGCCUCACAAGCUACAACCUGCACCGCACCAAUAACAACAACAGCAAGCUCGCCUACCACGUCCAGCUCUGCCUCGACGCCGCCACAAACAUCGUCCGCGUCGUCGACGAACUCACCCGGUCGAAUCAGAUCUACAGCACAUUCUGGUUCACGCACUACUUCGCCUUCUCCGCCGUCGUCGUCCUCUACGUCUACACCAUCCAACAGCAACAACAGCAACAACAACACCCACGCCACCUCCUCGCCGCCACCGCCACCUCCGCCGACCAACCGCCACUAUCGGCAUCCGCCUGCUACCGCGCGGCGUCCCGCUGCCACGACCAGAUCUCGCGCAUCGCGACCAAAGGGUCGCUGGGCGAGCGGUACGGCGUCGUGCUGCAGGAGCUGCGGAUGGAGCUGUUGAAUGGCAGGCCGCCGGGUGGGGAGGAGGGGCUUUUGCUUCCUCUUCAAGGACAAGGAGGAGGUGGUGGUGGUGGAUCAGGUGGAUCGGGUGUGGGGUUGGGUGGGGCGGUUGGGGCGGUUGGUGGUGGUGAUGCUGCGUCGCUGCCACAGCCGCCGGCGUCGGACAGGGUGUUGGGGGAGGAGAUGGUGUUUGUGGGCGGGGAGCGGCAGGAGCAGCAGCAAGGGCAGCAGCAAGGGCUGGAUGGUGGUGCGGCGUUUGCGGAGGCGAGCCCGAGUAGUUCGAUUGCGCAGAUGACGGGGUGGGGCCAGUUUGAUUCGUUGGUUGUUGGAGGCAUUGGGAGUUUGGAGAGCCUGCUGGCGGAUAGUGCGGCUGGAUGGGAUCUGGAUCUGGGAGGGGAGUUGAGCGGGAUUGCUUGA